Manis javanica (Malayan pangolin) is the source of this 4640-nucleotide messenger RNA. The record is from RefSeq and is a predicted model, not a curated record. NCBI's taxonomy places the organism in Eukaryota, Metazoa, Chordata, Mammalia, Pholidota, Manidae.
GCGGGGACGGCCUGGGCUUUGUCAUAACACGGCGACUAACCUCGGGGUGCCUUGGACGCAGGAGUUCCGGGGAUGAGACACGGAAGGACCUGGGCAAAAAGCACAAAUUGGUCAACCUGGAAAAAGCCACCUAGCCAAGAGAGCUCUGAAAUGGAGUAUAUCGACAAAUACAGAAAGCUUGAGGCAGAAGAACUUGACAUGUAUGGCAGUGAUGAGUCAACCAGGGGGCCGGGUCCAAGGCUGCCUUUGGCUAAAUCAAGCAACGUGACAUGCAUCCCAGAGCCAACUUACAGAUAUCCUGAUUUGCCUAUAAAUCGAUGUAAGGAAGAGGUCAUUUCUUUGAUAGAGAGUAAUUCUGUGGUGAUCAUACACGGUGCCACGGGCAGUGGCAAAAGCACUCAGCUCCCACAGUACCUGCUGGAUCACUGCAUGCAGCGCUCUGCCCACUGCAACAUCGUGGUCACCCAGCCGCGGAAGAUUGGGGCCAGCAGCAUCGCCCGGUGGAUCAGUAAAGAGCGCUCCUGGACUUUGGGUGGUUUGGUGGGCUACCAGGUAGGGUUAGAAAAGAUAGCGACAGAAGACACCAAGUUAAUUUAUAUGACCACUGGAGUCCUGCUUCAGAAAAUAGUUAGUGCCAAGAGUUUGAUGGAAUUCACACACAUCUUCAUCGAUGAAGUGCAUGAGCGAACUGAAGAAAUGGAUUUCCUGCUGCUGGUUGUCCGCAGACUUCUAAGAACAAAUUCACGAUUUGUGAAGGUAGUCCUGAUGUCAGCCACCAUUAACUGUAAAGAGUUUGCCGACUACUUUGCUGCCCCUGUUCAGAACAAGGUGAACCCUGCGUACGUUUAUGAGGUCGAAGGAAGACCCCAUUCAAUCGAGGAGUAUUAUCUCGACGAUUUGGAGCACAUCCAUGGUAGCAAGCUUUCUCCUCAUCUCCCGGAGGAGCCCGUGAUCACUAAGGAUGUAUAUGAAGUUGCCGUCUCCCUGAUCCAGAUGUUUGACGAUCUAGAUGUGCAAGACAGCGGGAACAAGACCCGGCUGGGCGCUCAGCCUGUGUCCGAGCGGAGCAGUGUGUUGGCGUUUUUGCCAGGUCUGGGUGAGAUAAACCAUAUGCAUGAACUUCUUACAAACAUGGUUCACAAAAGGUUACAGGUCUAUCCACUCCAUUCAAGUGUGACUUUAGAAGAGCAGAAUAAUGUGUUUUUAAGCCCAGUUCCUGGGUAUAGAAAGAUCAUUCUGUCCACCAACAUCACGGAGAGCUCCAUCACCGUCCCAGAUGUCAAGUACGUUAUAGAUUUUUGUUUGACUAGAACUCUGGUUUGUGACGAAGAUACAAAUUAUCAGAGUCUGCGAUUGACUUGGGCUUCUAAGACCAGUUGUAAUCAGAGAAAAGGCCGAGCUGGACGCGUAUCUAAAGGGUAUUGUUACAGACUGAUCCACAAAGAUUUCUGGGACAACUCCAUCCCUGACCACAUUGUUCCGGAGAUGUUGCGUUGUCCAUUAGGAAGCACAAUAUUGAAAGUGAAGUUACUGGACAUGGGUGAACCAAGAGCUUUGCUGGCAACUGCCCUUUCUCCACCGAGCCUGAGUGACAUCGAACGGACCAUCCUUCUACUAAAGGAGGUCGGAGCCCUUGCUGUCAGCGGGCAGAGGGAAGAUGAAAACCCCCACGAUGGCGAACUGACCUUCCUAGGAAGGGUUUUGGCCCAGCUCCCUGUUAAUCAGCAGCUGGGUAAACUAGUAGUCCUGGGACAUGUGUUCGGGUGCUUGGAGGAGUGCCUCAUCAUAGCGUCGGCUCUUUCUUUGAAGACUUUUUUUGUAAUGCCUUUAAGGCAGCAUCUCGAUGGAUACAGGAACAAGGUGAAUUUCUCUGGCAGUAGUGAGAGUGACUGUAUCGCACUCAUUGAGGCAUUCAGAGCGUGGCAGGCUUGCAGACAGAGAGGAGAGCUCCGGCACCCCAAGGAUGAACUUGACUGGGGACGGUUAAAUUAUAUUCAAAUCAAGAGAAUUAGAGAGGUGGCUGAAUUAUACGAAGACCUGAAGAACAGAAUCUCACAGUUCAACAUGUAUGUUGGUUCUCAGCAGCCUGUCACGGACCAGGAGUAUAAGCACAAGCAGCGAUUCAUCCUACAGGUUGUAUUGGCAGGUGCUUUUUAUCCAAAUUACUUCAUGUUUGGACAGCCUGAUGAGGAGAUGGCAGUGAGGGAGCUGGCCGGCAAGGACCCGAAGACCACCAUUGUGCUGAAGCACAUUCCCCCCUAUGGAUUUCUAUACUACAAACAACUACAGUCUUGCUUUAGACAAUGUGGUCAAGUCAAAUCCAUUGUAUUUGAUGGUGCAAAAGCUUUUGUGGAGUUUUCACGCAGUCCAACCGAGAGACUUAAAACACUCCCUGCAGUGUACAUGGCAACCAAGAUGUCGCAGCUGAAGGUGCCCCUGGAGCUCCGUGUCCAUUCUGCAGAGGAGAUUGAAGGGAAGGUGCUCCGAGGGGCUGUUUCAAAGCUCAGGAAUACCAGGGUGAAUGUGGACUUCCAGAAGCAGACAGUAGGUCCUAUGCAAGUUUCAUUUAACCCAGUAGACAGAUCCCGGACCACUGCAGAACUCCUUCUCACAGUUGAUGUUACAGAGGUGGUUGAAGUGGGACACUUUUGGGGGUAUAGGAUUGAUAAAAGAAACUCAGAGAUCCUGAAAAAGCUUACCGCUGAAAUAAACCGGCUGGAGUUGGUGCCCCUGACAAUUCACCCACACCCAGACCUGGUCUGCUUGGCUCCUUUUGCUGAUUUUGAUAAAGAAAGCUACUUUAGAGCUCAAGUCCUUUAUGUUUCUGGGAAUUUUGCUGAGGUGUUCUUUGUAGACUAUGGUAAUAGAGCUCACGUGCAUCUGGACGUUCUCAUGGAGCUUCCCUGUCAGUUUCUUGACCUUCCAUUCCAGGCUCUGGAAUUUAAGAUUUGCAAAAUGCGGCCGUCCGCAAAGUCCCUUGUGUGCGGCCAACCCUGGAGCACCGGGGCCAGCCGGCGGUUCUCCUCCCUGGUGAGCGGCUGUGCCCUGCUCGUGAAGGUCUUCUCUGUCAUGCACAGUGUCCUGCAUGUGGACGCAUAUCGCCUCUCGGGGGUCCAGGAUGCUGUCAGCGUACGAGACAUCCUCAUCACAGAGGGCUAUGCUGAGCCCAUGGAAGAGCCCUAUGAGUCCAAACAAAGCCAUGAAGUUCUCAAGAGUAUCAUUUCCAAAUCAGUAGAAAACAUGACAGACAUGUCUGUGCUGUCCCCCGGGAAAGAUGACGAAAAGCUCCUGAUCCAGGUUUUGUUAGAGAGCUUUUCCUCCAAUAAACUGGGCACCCCAACCUGCAAGGCAAUUCUUCAUGGGCCAUUUAAUCCCUAUGAACUGAAGUGUCAUAGUUUGACCAGAAUAUCCAAGUUCAGAUGUGUGUGGAUCGAGAAGGAGAGCAUCAACUCUGUCGUGGUCAGUGACACCCCGGCAGAGCUCCACCAGAGCAUGCUGGUUGCUGCUUCCCUGUCAGUCAACGCCACCGGGACCACCUUGCUGCUGAGAGAGACCUCUCUGAUGCCCCACAUUCCUGGCCUCCCUGCUCUCCUCAGCAUGCUGUUUACUCCAGUGAUGGAGCUAAGGGUUGAUCGGGAUGGAAAAUGCUAUACCGGAGUCCUUUGUGGUUUGGGGUGGAAUCCAAUGACAGGGGCCCCCAUCCUGCCAGAACACGACAUUGAACUAGCGUUCGACGUUCAGUUCAGCGUGGAGGAUGUCGUGGAGAUUAAUAUUCUCAGGGCCACUAUUAACAAGCUAGUGUGUGACAGACCAAACGGAUCCAAAUAUCUUGGGCCAGAAGGAAUCACACAGUUACAGGAUAAUGCCCGCCAGAAGCUGCUAGGUUUGUUCUGUCAUAUGAAGCCAAGAGAGAGGAUUGUUCCUAAGUGGCAUGAAAAGCCGUAUGAGUGGAAUCAGGUCGAUCCAAAGCUGGUCAUGGAGCCGACUGACCGGGAGGGCAGCAGAGGGAAGAGCACCGCCCUCUACCAGCUGCACAAACCAAUCGUUCUCAGUGCCGCCCCAGGUCCCGCCGAGGACGGCCGCGCAGGGCUGGGUUAGGGCUGCGCCUGCAGGCCGGCUUCUCUGAGCUUGCGCGCUGCUCCCACCCUGCGUCCUUUUCUCUCUGGGGGGUGGCUGAGAGUGGUAUUUCUGUUCAGGUGGGAAGAAUUAGAGAAUCUAGUCUUUCCUAGAAACAGAAAAUCAUUGUAUUAAACAUUUUGGAAAAAACUGUUCUGAAAGAAGACUUCAUUUGGAAAAAGAACUAUAUUUUGCUUUGAAUUUAUUAAGGUAAAUAUCAGUAGCUAAUCUUACACGUAAGGUUCCAGAAUGUGCUUCUAUGUUUUAUUUUGUCAGAGUGACGUAAACCUGGGGUCCGGGGAAAACCAGGAUUCGCAGUUGACCACAAGGGAAAAGCUGUUUUUUCCAGAACCAUGUGGCAUUUUCUAAUUCUUUUUUUUCCAUGAGGGAAAAUACCUACUUUUGGUAAAACUAAUUUCAGUUUUGUGUAUUUUGGAUUUUCACUUAAGUUACAAUUCUUGGUCCACAUUUUGGGAUCAGAGUGAUUACCUGGCAACUAGCCUAUCUAUGUUAAAACAAUAAAA